Molecule: messenger RNA, 2217 nt
Organism: Notodromas monacha
Lineage: Eukaryota; Metazoa; Arthropoda; Ostracoda; Podocopida; Cyprididae
Source: the annotation of a GenBank genome assembly
CAGACUGAGUCGCUGGUGUUUCGAAAGGAAGCUAAUGUCGUAUAUCAACUCGACGCUGGUGUCGAAUGUGACUUCGUCGAUACACGUUUGUCGGAAAUCAUCGCUGAGGUUGAAGAGCGCGUCCAAGCAUACAAAUUGAAUGAUCGGAUUUCCCAAGAAGCUCACGUUCACAUUAUUGAAACAGACGAUUUCCUGAACGAAACGUGCCAAGGACUCUUCGCCUGCAGUGUCGACAUCAUCGACACCAAUUGCUCGUCAUCCCUGGACCAUCGACGAAACACGACAGCGACAUUUCUCAAAUUCACUGUCGGUUUCUCCGUCGCCAUCGAAUACGACCUGAUCCCGACGACGACUGCGAAAAGGCGGACGAGACAAUAUCGCAAUAAUAAUAAUAAGAACAAUCCCGAAGAGAGCAAAUUGACCAUGUUGAACUUGGUGGAAGAGAGUAAUCAUCGGGGAAUGAGCACAGAGUGCGGGCUGACGAUGUCGACGUCGAACUGGAAAGAUGUCGACUGUCGGGUCGUGAGAAAAAGGGUCGCCAGGAACGUGCAAAGAUUGUCCAAGAAAUUGAGGAUCGCUGCGAAGGAGUUUUGGGGACGUCCCGAUGAAGAUCCGUUUGAGCUUUCAUCACUGAGUGGUUUGAGUGCGAAAACGAAAUUCAAGAAAUGGACCGUUAGUCUCGAACCGGAAUGCCCGAAAGGUUACGAAUCGAAUGGGCUUGUUUGCGUCGGUUGUGGACCUGGUGCCUUCUUGGAUCCGUCCACAAAAAUGUGCCAAACCUGCUCUUCUGGAACGUACCAAGACAAAGAAGCCGCAGAUUUCUGCAAACCGUGUCCAGGGUCUGAUACAAAUCAUACCCUGGAAAGUAGCUCUUCUGAAGCCCCCUGGUUAUUCAAGGGACUCGCUGGUGCUACAAGCAUCACUGAAUGUGCAGGAGCUUGUCCGCCGGGGACAUUUUCCAGGAAUGGCCGCCAGCCUUGCAAACCUUGUCCCAAGAGCACUUUCCAGACUGGUUAUGGGAGAACGGAGUGUGAAGCGUGUGGCGCCAAUGCCACCACCAUGCGCCAAGGUGCCACCAGUUUCCAAGUCUGCUUGACCAAAGAAAUCUGCGCGGCUGGAAGCUUUUGGAACAGAACCACGGGAUUGUGUGAAUUGUGCCCCCGAGGGUUUUAUCAGACUCUCGAUCAGAGAGACUUCUGCUUUGCGUGUCCCGGGAACUCGAUGACAGAGUUACCUGGUGCUCAAAGCCUCAAGCUAUGUCGAGAAACCUCUUGCGAGAUGCACUUUGACGGUUCGAUGGGGUAUAUCGAGACCCCCAAUUACCCUGGUAAUUACCCAGUGAGCACUAAUUGCUCGUGGACAAUCAAGCCUCCUCACGGGAAACGGGUUUUGUUCUUUUUGCCGAAGUUGGACAUUUCUGCCGACGAUUCGUGUGAAGAUGUUUUGGUGCUGCGGAAGUCAACUGAGUACCAGCCUCUGAUUGAAGAAAUCAUCAGAGAUCCGGCACUUCUGAGCACUCAAAAUCAUGUUCAAGUAUUCCAAGAUCCUGAGCUGCUGAAAGCAUUGAUGGAAGUAAUAGCACAACCCGUCAACUACUACAAGUACAUCAAUAUCCAAACGCAGCUGUUCCCCAGUUCGUUCAUUGAUCUGUUGACUCCCAAAGCAACACCGUUUUCUACGAUUGAGGGGAAAUGUUUGAAUGAAGACCAGGUUUGUGAUGGUGAACCCCAUUGUGACGACAUGUCUGACGAGAAGGAUUGUGCUCAAAAAUGCCGAGUUGGUGACCAGCAAGAAGUUGGCACGGUUUGCUACCGAUGCAUUGCGAGUUCUUCGGGGGGAUUCAGUAGAUGUCACUACUUCCUCGGACGGAUAAAUGCUUGCCCCACUGAGUGGUGCGUUGUCAGAUUUGGGGCCGAAGGGAAAAUUAUUGCCAGAGACUGUGCCAUGGGCAUGACGGAAAGCAUGAUUGAAGUUAUUUCUUGGAAUGGACGGACGCAGGAAGUGGUUCCUUGCGAAUUCACAUCAACGUCUAGGGCAGCCGAGGACGAAGAGUACCUAUGCUACUGCAAAGGACGGCUUUGCAACUUUUUCAGGUCUGAAAUCCCUCUGAGUCGUCUUCGAGGCAAGCGAAAAAUUGAUUACCUGCCGGGGAAGGAACUUGUGGAUUGUCAGAGUUGCCACGGGAAAAAAACAACGUAUGCGUCUUCCACUGAAUGU